AUGUCUUUCCCCGACGGCGAAUUUAUCCUCCGCAACCGCGCCAGCGGCCGCGUGAUGGACGCCGCCUACAUGUCCACCGAUCCCGGCAGUGCCGUCAUUGUCUACGACUACAAGGGCGACGAUGACAACUCCAACCAGCUCUGGCGCUUCGAGAAUGGCCACCUCAUCAACAAGUGCUCGGGCUAUGCCCUCACCUUCAACGACCUCACCCCCGAGUCCACCCCCACACAGGAGGACGCCAACGGUGGCGAGGGACAGCGAUUCGAGUACCAUGAUGGCUACAUUUGCCUUGCCGACAAUCACGACCUAGUCAUUGGUGCGUGGGACUCGGAUGUCAAGAUUGUCUACCGCGAUGACGGCGAUGAUGCCCGCCGCUGGGAUUUCUAA
Beauveria bassiana ARSEF 2860 is the source of this 387-nucleotide messenger RNA. RefSeq names its product conidial wall protein. The coding region runs from base 1 to 387 and encodes 128 amino acids. The transcript has a single exon. Lineage: Eukaryota; Fungi; Ascomycota; Sordariomycetes; Hypocreales; Cordycipitaceae. The record is from RefSeq and is a predicted model, not a curated record.